Molecule: messenger RNA, 539 nt
Organism: Fusarium odoratissimum NRRL 54006
Lineage: Eukaryota; Fungi; Ascomycota; Sordariomycetes; Hypocreales; Nectriaceae
Exons: 1
Coding region: 206-508 (100 amino acids)
Source: RefSeq, a predicted model, not a curated record
AUGCGCGAUGCGCGGCUCUCGCAUAGAAUCACAUCUUAUCAAGAUACGAGACAGAUAAUUGAGGUGGCAUGUCCACUACCUUGACAAUUCCCCAAUAAGCUUUUCACCUGCUCAUUUGAUCAAGCCUCCCGCAAACAAAAUAAAAGCAACCAAUUGCGCAUCGAUUAAUUGAUUGCUCAAAUGCCCGAGUCAUGUCCCUGGGAGAAUGUUACCAGGGUCCGGGUAUGCUUCCCGUCGGGGAAGCUUCAAGGUUCUGCCAAUGACCGGGGAAUGGGACAACAUACAUAUGCAAUACCAAUGCGGAGCGGGAUACACUCGAGUCAUUCUCCGCAAUCCUUCUAAAAUUACCGCAAACAUCUCAAUGCUUGCAAGAGCCAGUUUCACGUAUGGCGAGAUGGGCAACGUUUUGGAUAUCUCGGCAACGGCUCCUACAAUUUCUGCUGACAAAGAAUUCAUAUUUCUUGACCGCAUCAAGAGAUCUCGAUUACUGAUAUGCCGGGCUCGGUAAUCAUCUGCCCUAGAGUAACAUUGAACCCCAA